UAAAUGUUAAAGCUACUUCCUACAAGCAAAUGGUCACAAAAUCCUUACUUUCGUAGAAGGUUAAAGUUGGACUUUGCUGCGUUUUGUUCUGAGAGAAUCUGGACCAAAGGGCUCUGGCAGCGUUAAAGGUUGCAGACCCCUGACCCAGACCGGCCCAACUCAAGCUUCCAGGCCGGAGGUUGUGUUUCAGCGUCCUUCAGCUUCAGAUUCUCAGUUCUUUUUUGUCACAGCAGAAUUUGAAAUACUUUUGCCUGAAGAGGAAACGUGUAUUUGGUGAAUCAGCUGGAAAACCACAGAAACAUGAGGGGAAAUUUUCCGCCAAAGUUCAGAGUGCAGCUCAGCUCGGUGGUAGCGGAUCGUUUCGGUGCGGGGACAGGUAUCGGGCCUGUCCAUCAGGUGACGGCUAGACGCUGAGGAGGCGUGUUUGGGUGACAGAGGAAGGUCAAACGUUAUUUAUGGAGGGGGAAAAACGGCAAACCAGAACUUCUCGACAUGGCUUUUAAAGUGAUCUAUGUGGCCACGGCUCUGACCCUGCUGGCUAAAGAAUCUAAGUCAGAAAAACCUGACUGCGGUCAGCCACAGCUCAGUACCAGGAUCGUUGGUGGAGACGAGGCUCCUCCAGGCAGCUGGCCCUGGCAGGUCAGCCUGCACCGCCCCUCCUCGUACUGUGGAGGCUCCCUCAUCAACCACCAGUGGGUGCUGACCGCCGCUCACUGCGUCCCGGGCGCUAACCCGGCCGGCCUGACCGCAUACCUGGGCCGCCACAGUCAGCAGAAGGCCAACCCUAAUGAGGUCAAUCGAACAGUAGCCGAGGUCAUCACUCACCCGGACUACAAAGGCCAAACGAAUGAAAACGACAUCGCCCUGCUGAAGCUCUCCUCCCCGGUCGCAUUCACCGCCUACAUCGCCCCCGUCUGCCUCGCCGCCUCCGGCAGCACCUUCUACGACGGCGUGGACUGCUGGGUCACCGGCUGGGGCAACAUCGCUUUCGGAGAAGUUCUUCCUUACCCUCAAAAUCUCCAGGAAGUGAAGGUUCCCAUCGUGGGAAACCGACAGUGUCAGUGCAACUAUGGACAGUACAAAAUCUCUGAAGACAUGGUUUGUGCAGGGCUAAAGCAGGGAGGCAAGGAUGCUUGUCAGCUGGACUCUGGAGGUCCGCUGGUCAGUAAACAGGGAAGCCGUUGGAUCCAAGCAGGACUCGUCAGUUUUGGAGAAGGUUGUGCUCUGCCUAACUUCCCCGGAGUCUACACUAGAGUGUCCCAGUAUCAGACCUGGAUCAAUUCCCAAAUCACCAGCGACCAGCCGGGAUUUAUCACCUUCUCCUCCACCGGGACCAACAGUGAUCUCAGCGUGUCGUGUCCGGGAGUUCCUCCGGUUCAAGUCAAAGCCGCCAAAAACCUUCAGACUCAAACUAAAUCUGUGGUUUGUGGACGAGCCAGACUGAACUCGGGUGUUCUGGAUGGAAGUUCAGAGGCGACUGCAGGUCAGUGGCCGUGGAUGGCGAGUCUGCAGAAGAACGGACAGCACGUGUGCGGCGGGACGCUGGUGUCUUCAGACUACGUGAUCAGUGACGCUAACUGCUUCUCAGGUUCUCCUGUGGCGUCUGAGUGGACGGUUGUGUUGGGUCGUCUGAAGCAGAAUGGAUCAAACCCCUUUGAGGUGUCGCUGACAGUGACAAACAUCACUCUGAGUAACCAGACGGGCUCCAAUGUUGCAGUGCUGAAACUCUCCACUGCACCCGUCCUGAAUGAUUACAUCCAGCCCAUCUGUCUGGACAACGGAAGAACUUUUCCUGUGGGAACAACAUGCUGGGCUGCAGGCUGGAGUUCUGGACGGGGAGGAG
This is a messenger RNA of Oryzias melastigma (Indian medaka), 1843 nucleotides long. Its product is annotated as polyserase-2. Gene Ontology annotation, molecular function: serine-type endopeptidase activity. Lineage: Eukaryota; Metazoa; Chordata; Actinopteri; Beloniformes; Adrianichthyidae. The record is from RefSeq and is a predicted model, not a curated record. Gene Ontology annotation, biological process: proteolysis.